Molecule: messenger RNA, 2637 nt
Organism: Symbiodinium pilosum
Lineage: Eukaryota; Dinophyceae; Suessiales; Symbiodiniaceae
Source: the annotation of a GenBank genome assembly
AUGGACUAUGCGCUGGCGCUGGAUUGCGAUCUGGAAGGUUUACACUGUGAAACCGGCCCCGGCGUUUGGGAAGGCGCAUUGAAAUCCAAGCUCGGUGUGGAAGCUGCGGAUCGCGCAAAUCUGUUUAAAACGUUCACCAAAGUUUAUCUGCAGAAGCGCGGAUUGAUGGGUACCUUCAUGGCCAAGUGGUCGAUGGAUUAUCCCGGCCAGAGUGGCCACUUCCAUUUCUCCGUGCAGGAUAAGCAGGGCAAUAACCCAUUUUAUGAUAGUCAUGGGGAAGCAGGUAUGUCUGCGUUGCAGUGCCAUGCCGUGGCUGGCCUGAAAAAGUAUCUGCCUGAACUGCUGGCCCUGAUUGCACCCACCAUCAACAGCUACACACGGCUGGUAAAAGGCGCCUGGGCGCCCACCGCUGCGACCUGGGGUGUGGAAAACCGCACCUCGGCUGUCCGUGUUAUUCCAGCUGGGCCAAAAGCCCAGCGGAUAGAGUGUCGGGUGGGUGGCGCAGAUGGUAAUCCCUACCUGGUGGCCAGUGCGGUGUUGGCUGCCGCGCUGCAGGGUAUAGAAGAGAAACUCGAACCUGGUGAACCGGUAACAGGUAAUGCCUACGAAAUGCAGGACAGUCUGCCAGCUGCCGCACAGUUCCCGAGUAACCUGCGCACCGCCGCGGAGAAUCUUGCCGCAUCAAAAAUUGCGGUUGAUCAUUUUGGUGAGGUGUUUGUUGAACACUUUGUGAUGAGUCGCUUGUGGGAAUGCGCGGAAUACGAUCGCAAUAUCAACAGCUGGCAGCUUGAUCUGAACGUGCGUAUUGGAAUCCUGCUUACCGACCAUGUGCGCACCCAGUUUGUUGCUCAACAUGGCGACUAUGGGGACAUGUUUACGCAGCUGCUCAAGGCGCAGGAUCCGGACCUGGAUCUCGUUAUUUAUGAUGUGCAGGUGGCCUGCCCCGAGGAGAUCACCUGUGAUGCCUAUCUGAUUACCGGUAGCAAAGACAGUGUCUACGACAACCUGCCAUGGAUAAAUGAGCUGGUUGCGUUUCUACGGCGUGUGUUGGCUGCAGAUAAAAAGGUUAUUGGCAUCUGUUUCGGCCAUCAGCUGAUGGCGCAUUUUUUUGGUGGUCGGGUUGCGCCAGGGCCCCAGGGUUGGGCGGUUGGUGUGCACACCAGCCAUAUCGAUAAAGUUGAGCCCUGGAUGGGCAACUUGACCCGGUCUGAGGUAUCUCUGCUGUCGAGUCAUAAAGACCAGGUAGUUGAACUGCCCGAAGAGGCUGAUGUUUUUCUGAGCAAUGAUUUCUGUCCUGUGGCGGGCUUCACCCUGGGCUCCCAGGUACUGAGCCUGCAGGGGCAUCCGGAAUUUGUCGCGGCGUACGCGUCAGAUCUGAUGGAUAUGCGGGCAGACAUCAUUGGCGACGCGGUCUAUCAGGCUGGCAAGCAGAGCCUGGAAAUACCCACCCAGACAGGCGAAGCGCCAACACGCUUUGGUCAGUUUCGGCGCCGGGCUGAAAAACUGGUGUCCAACCCGGAUCGUGUGCAGGCGCUGUUGAGCGAUGCUGAUCGCAAACAGGCCAAUGCCGGCGGGGAAAAAUUCCGCGAAAUGCGGGCACAGAUUGGGGUUGCCAUUGCGCUGAUAAAAGCCUGGGUUAGCGGUGAUUACCGACAAGUGUCGAACAAAACUAUAGUGAUCCUGGUGGCAGCCUUGUUGUAUUUUGUAAUGCCGCUGGACGUGGUGCCGGAUUUUCUGUUCGGCUUGGGUCUGCUUGAUGAUGCUGCCGUUCUGGUCUACGUCUUCUCGCAGUUGCAAACAGAGAUAGCAGCCUUCCAGGUCUGGCGGCAACAGCAGGUCGAUGAGCAACAAUCCGAGGAAGAACGGCUUGUUAAAUGGCAGAUGAGUGACUAUCUCGAUCUCAACAGUGAUCAGCGCAAAUUGUUAGAAACACAGAUUGAAGGAUUAAUGGCCUGGCAUCGGCGAGAACAUCUGCCUGAAUACGCAAUUCUGAUGGAGAGUCUGGCCACCCAAUGGAGUGACGGGGUUUCUGAGGCGCAGAUUCAGUCACUGUUUGAGCAGAUGUUUAUCUGGGGUGAAGAUAUUCAGGAACAGGGUAUGCCUGCUGCCAUUGUAAUGAUGCAGAGCUUAACGGAUGAGCAGGUGGCCGCGUUGCCAGAGCGUUUAGAGAAGAGUAAUCAGGAGAUCGCGCAGGAUGAACUGGACGUUGCGCUUGACCAGGUGCAGGACGCCUGGGCAGAAGAUUUUGCAGAUGGGUUGGAACGCUUUACCGGGCGGCUGCUUAAAACCCAGCGUGAGUAUCUGAGUCGGCGUGCAACGGCUUACCAACCGGAACGGGUGCUUUGGGCAGAAUACCGACGUCGUUUCCAGGCGGAUUUAAUGAAGUUGUUGAUGAAGCGGAACGAACCUGAGUUUGAUGCAGAAUUUCGACGCCUGGCGGCAGCCAGGGAAUCCUACUAUGGAGAGGAGUUCACCCGUGUGAGUGAUGAGAACAUUGCUCUGAGUCGCGAAGUUGCCUCGUAUGUAUUGUCGAACCUGACAGAAAAGCAAAGUGGAAGACUAAAAGAUGCUUUGUUGGAUCUGGCUCAGGAUUUUCAGGAGCUGGCGGCUAAAGCAGAGCCGGCGGAUGCCGCCUGA